Molecule: messenger RNA, 3366 nt
Organism: Maudiozyma barnettii
Lineage: Eukaryota; Fungi; Ascomycota; Saccharomycetes; Saccharomycetales; Saccharomycetaceae
Gene: MSC3
Product: Msc3p
Exons: 1
Coding region: 1-3366 (1121 amino acids)
Source: RefSeq, a predicted model, not a curated record
AUGGUAUUUGGGUUAUCUAGAAAGGAGCAUAAAGUUCCAGAUUUGUCAAGGUACGACUAUUAUUAUCAAAACACUCAAGAUUUUAAUAGAAGUGCAAGAUUAUCGGCUGCUGCUGCAUCUGCCGCAAGCAAUGCUGGUGGUGCAGCUGCUGGUGCCGGUGGAGGUAGAAGAAUAGUCAGUGCACAACCAACAACUAAUACAUCACGACAACAGACUAGAUCAAAUUCGUUGGUACAUUCUAAAGAACCACAUCGUAGAGCAUCAAGUGCUGUGCCCCCAAGAAUAAAUUCCACUAUUGGUACAAGACCUCGUAUGAAAGUGAAAAAUAAUAAUAAUAAUAAUAAUUACAAGACUUACUCAUUAAGAUCAGAAUCCAGUGAGGAUCGCUCGAUUGAACAAUCAAUUAAAUCAAAACCUAUAGUGAAAGGAGUUAAGACAAAAAAUACUCCGAAGAUUAUUCAAAAUAAAAAGGACACUAAGAAGGAAGCUUCACACUCAAUGCAUACUACUAAUAUUCAAAAACAACAACAACAACAACAACAACAACAACAACCAAAGAAGAAGAAGAAGACCAUUAAGAAACCAGUAACUACAACUUCUAGACUCAAUUCGUUAGCGUCAAAUAAUAGCACCAAUAGGCAAUUACGAAAAAUGUCUAUGAAUGACUCUAGAAGUAACUCAAUUACAACACAGAUCACUAAAGUCAAAGAUCCCCAAGGGAGGACUACUUCAAUCACGCGUAAGACCAUUAAGAGAAUUGAUGGAUACGAAUAUAUUGAAACAACUACUACAACAACCAGCGUCGCUCCUGUGAAUGAAACUGAAUCUCUAAAUUCAGAUCAAAGACAUUUUAACGAGUUCAAUGAUGAUUAUAUUAUGGAUAGUGAUUUUGCUCCGAUUCAAGAUAUUCAAGAAGAAACUGAAAACGAAGAUUCUCCACCACAGAUUGAUGAAGUGAUGUUACAAGAUGGAUCACAGACUCCAUCAUUGAAUGGAAGUUUAAACUUGAAAGAUGACACAUCACAAGAAGAAGGAACAUUGUCAAAUGUUGUAGACUCUAACGACUUAUCCAACGUACCGCCGAUCCCAGAUGUUCCGAUUGUUGGUACAAAUUUUUCACAAGGUGUACAUAAUAACAGUGACGGUGACAUUGAUACCCAUGACGAUGAUGAAAUAUACAAGUCUCAGGAUCCUGAACUGUCAGAAACUCCAGUGAGUGAUGAACAAGUCCCUGGAACAUUUGAGUAUGAGUACGCAAAUCCUUACAUGGAACCAGAAGAACCUGUUGAUGAUGAAAAUGAGUAUAAUAUAUCUGAUGAACAAGAGGUUUCUACAGAGAAGAGACAAAUACAUCCAUACGCCCAACAAACAUUAAUUCAGCCCCCACCUCAAAUAUAUGAUAAUGAUAUAGGUCAAAUCCAACAAUCACAAAGUAGCACUUCCAUAUUCUCAGACGCUCUAGAUGAAAUUCCAGGUACCGAUAUUGAUGAUAAUAUACAAUAUUCUAAACAAAGAACCGCAAAACCAAAGACAAAAUCUAGGGGCAAAUCAAAGAAUACAAAUAAAAUGCCUGUCAAUAAAACAAACAAACAAGGUAAAAGGCCUCGCAAGGAAGCACAACUCGUUGAAACUUCAAGAAUUGAUACAAGACAACACCAUGUUGCAGCUCAGAAGGAAGCUAUAAAACCAAAGAAACCAUUGACAGAAGCUGAAAUGUAUCAAAAGGCAUUAGAGAUUGCUACUAAGAAAGUAUACAGUGACCGUAUACCAUCUACAACUACAAAGACCCCUACUAAAAGUAUGAUGGGUAAACGAAUGACUUUAAGAAAUGAUCAAACCAAUGCGAAUAAUAUUAUGUCUCAUACACAACCUCAGAAUAUGUCAAAUUCAUCAUCAAAGAAACAUAAAAGACUUUCAUUAUUCUCUUUUGAAAAACAUAACAAUGAACCUGAACUUGACUAUAAUAAUGUCCCAUUACCUCCUGAUAGUGCAGCAGUGAUCAAUAAGGAAAUCCAAGCAAACCCAAUAAAGGAAACAACGCUAGCAAAAGAGUCAUCUGAAGUGAAGAGUACUAUGAGUGAUGCAGAUAUGUAUGCGAAAGCACUAGAAGUUGCUCAAAAGAAAUAUCGCGAUGCUCACUUCAUUCAUACUAGUGGAAUUCCUGUUAGUACAAGUAAUAUGAGUGCUAAUAGUGGAUUCAGCAGUGGUAUAAGAAGCAACGGUAAUAAUAAUAAUAAUAAUAAUAAUAAUAAUAAUAAUAAUGUAGCAGCAGAUAGUGCUGCUAGGGUAAGCCUGAAUGAUCAACUUUCUAAAACAACUACUGGAAGUGCACGCCCUCAAGAGGUCACAUCGAACAUAUCAUUUUUGCGUAAUGACCCAAUUACAAAUAAUGAAUCUGGUGGUGGUAUGAGAUUAUCAUUGGAUUCUAAAAAACGAAUUAAUGAUAAUUCUUAUGAUACUAAAAACGCUGAUGAAACGUUGGCUGCUGUAAACCAUACAGUAUCUAUUCCAGAAAAUGACAUGUCAAUUAAUGCGUCUUCCGCUAUUGCUCGUCCUGCAAUUGUCAUGACAGUUCCAGAACCUGAUAGAUAUAUCACUACGGAUAUAGAUCAUAACAUAACAACUAUAUCUAACAAUACCAGUAAUAUACCUGUGGAUUUGUCUAUGACUUCACCUAUUAAAAAACUACAAACUAAUGAGUCAGGAAAACACAAAUCAAAAUUUAAACAUUUUGUUGAUAAAAUGGUGCAAUUCUCAACUGAAAACAGUGGAUAUCAGUUGUCAAAGGAUGAACAAUAUCGACUAAAUGGUGAUAAAGGUGAAGAUAUUGCAGAAGGGCGCAAUUUCUUAAACGUUGCUCCACCGCAACAUCUGAUUUCGGCAGUUCCUGUAAUUCAGGAAACUCCUGUUACCUAUUCAGAGCCAACUCCUGUGAUGGGAGUUCCAAUACCAACAACUGGAAGUGAAACAUCGUUCAAGAGAAAAAACGUCAUGCGUAAUGGUAAUGUGGAUAAUGGUAACAAUACUAGUGCAACGUUAAACACUGUUUCUUCUAGCAUUUUCAGCAAGGAUAAGGGUCCUAUAGACGAUUCACCUCCCCAAACAUCUACAAACUAUGUCCCUAAUGAGAUUUCGAAUCAAGCACCUAUGAAAAAGGAUAUUUCCCUGCCCCAAGGUUCUAUCCAACGACAUAACCAGAACCUCCAACAAUUUCAUGAAGAUAGUGUACAAAUGGAUAGAAUUAUUACACCAGUCACAGUUGUGGCAAACAAUGUAGCCACAGUAGAAACUCAUGCAAAGAGUAUACCUGCACCAUCAAAACACCCCAAGAAGAAAGGCUUUUUUAAGAAAUUGUUUAAGCGCUAA